UGUUGUGCUGGAAGGUUGGUCCAGUCAUUUGGGUAGGAUUCAUUGCUGGGUUCUCGGCUAGUGCUUGGACAGAGGCAGACCGUAGCCUAGUUCAGAAUCCAGGUCUAGAGCCCUUGGUAUUUAAUGGACCUCACUACCACUUUAUUCCAAACAUGGAAGAUGAUAUUUCUAUGGAGAAAAGAAUGCAUGUGUCUGCUUUGUGGAGACUUGUAAAGAGUCUACAACGUAAGAAUGAUGACCAAGAACCAGCGAUGGUGGAUCCUGUUAUACGGGAGUUGAUGAACUGUAUGAAAAAUAAACCAAAGAAUGUGAGUAACCUGAAUGUUUCUAAACGAAUAUAUUUACCAGCAUUCCUCAAGGAACUGGAAGUAUUGAAGAGAAGAGCGGAAUUAAAACAGCAGAUGCAGGAGCUUGCACACGUCUUCAGACCUUACGAUUAUUCUUCAUCCCAAUCGGAUUCUGAGUACGAAGACUAUUUCAGAUAUAUGCGAUUUAAAAUUUUUAGGACGUAUCUAUAGAAUAUAAGGAGAUGCCAAUUGAAGAAAAUCAGAAGACAAAUUUAACCUAUAUGUCAUUUUUUUAAUGUACUACUACUAUCUCACUAUUUCAAACUUAAAGGUUAUAAACCCAAGAAAAGUAGAAUAGGGAAGCUUUUAGCAGUUCAAAAACAGUAAGUCAAAGUAACUUCUUUACUUUUUAUUCCUUGGGUUUUAAUCUUGUAAGCAAUUAACACAUUUCCAAAGAGGCUGGAAAUAUUACAGUGGUAUCUUAUAAAAGUUAAUGAAAUGAUUGACGUCUUCUUUCUUUCUUUUGUAACUAAAAAAUAAAAUUGUUUAAUGUCGUUAUCUCUUGAAAUUUGACAUAUAUUAGUUGUGCCAGUUGCCAGUUCAACAAAAUCCUGAGCGAUAUUUCUCAGAAAGACGAAAUAUUUUCCAUGUUUUUUGCAGACCACUGUACGUAACAUAUUCAAUGUUUGUAUCUAAACAUAUCUGUUAUAUUUAAGAGGCUGGAAAUAUAUUAUACUUUAUU
Eurytemora carolleeae is the source of this 1029-nucleotide messenger RNA. RefSeq lists its product as uncharacterized. The transcript is spliced from 9 exons. NCBI's taxonomy places the organism in Eukaryota, Metazoa, Arthropoda, Copepoda, Calanoida, Temoridae. The record is from RefSeq and is a predicted model, not a curated record. Bases 153 to 518 code for a protein of 121 amino acids.